Olea europaea var. sylvestris is the source of this 1779-nucleotide messenger RNA. RefSeq names its product sodium transporter HKT1-like. The transcript has 4 exons. Lineage: Eukaryota; Viridiplantae; Streptophyta; Magnoliopsida; Lamiales; Oleaceae. Gene Ontology annotation, biological process: transmembrane transport; monoatomic cation transport. Gene Ontology annotation, molecular function: monoatomic cation transmembrane transporter activity. Bases 55 to 1755 code for a protein of 566 amino acids. Gene Ontology annotation, cellular component: plasma membrane. The record is from RefSeq and is a predicted model, not a curated record.
UUUCUAAGUUUCUUUAUAAUCAAAGAGAACAAUAUUUUUCCCCAUAAGUUGAAGAUGUACAAAUUUUCAUGUUAUGGAAAGAAAUUGCAAUAUCUUUCUACCUUUUUUUGGCAAUCAACAUGUUUCGUUAUCAACCCAUUUUGGAUCCAGGUUUUUUAUUUCGUCUUCCUAUCCAUUACAGGAUUUUGGGUUCUUAAGUUUUUAAAGCCGAAAACCGAGUUCAGGCCUAGGAACAUAGACUUGUUUUUCACUUCUGUGUCUGCUACCACGGUCUCAAGCAUGUCCACAGUCGAAAUGGAGGUUUUCUCUAACGCGCAAUUAAUUGUUAUGACCAUCUUGAUGUUCAUAGGGGGUGAAAUUUUCACUUCCAUGGUUGGACUUCACUUAAAGAGGUCCAAGAUUAUUACAUGGAACACCGAAGAAAAAGGUACUUCUGUUGAUCAAAUUCAGUUGACUAUAGAGCCAGUCCCCAACUAUAAAGCACCGUGGUUUGAGACUCAAAAUGAUGUCUCAUCACCAUAUUGUAACGCGAUUCUCCACUACAAUUCAAUCAAAUUUUUGAGCUUUGUAGUUUUAGGCUAUUUUCUAGUAAUUCAAUUAUUAGGUGUCGCAUCUGUUUUAGUUUAUCUAGCCCUUUUUUCAAGUGCAAAAGAUGUACUAAGAAACAAGGGUAUUAAGGCACUAACUUUUUCUGUCUUCACAAUAGUUUCAACCUUUGCUAGUUGUGGUUUUGUGCCCACAAAUGAAAACAUGAUAGUUUUUAGCAAGAAUUCAGGGCUUUUAUGGAUUCUUAUUCCCCAAGUCCUUCUUGGGAACACAUUAUUUCCAUCGUGUUUUAGAUUUUUGAUAUGGGUUUUGGGAAAGAAAAUCAAAAAGGCCGAGGCCAAAUACCUGUUGAAGAAUACAACAAAAGUUGGGUACCUCCACUUGCUUCCUAGCCUACAUUCAUCGUUCCUAGUAGCCACGGUGCUCGGGUUUAUUCUCACAGGGUUCGUACUAUUCUGCUUUCUGGAGUGGAAUUCAGAAGGCUUGGGUGGACUCAAUACUUAUCAAAAAGUCGUUGGCAUUCUAUUUGAAACGGUUAAUGCAAGGCAUAGCGGUGAAACUAUUGUCGAUCUCUCUACAAUUGCACCAGCCAUCUUGGUGUUCUUCGUUGUAAUGAUGUACCUUCCACCAUAUACAUCAUUUCUACCAGUUAAGGGGGAUGAACAAAGCACUCUUGACUGUGAAGGGGCAAAGAGAAGAAGAAAAUGGAUUGCUAAAAGUCUCGUAUUUUCACAGCUUUCUUAUCUUGUCAUCUCAAUUAUUCUAAUAUGUAUUACUGAAAGAAAGAGCAUCAAAGAGGAUUCCAUCAACUUCAGUGUGCUCAAUAUCGUAAUUGAAGUUGUAAGCGCUCAUGGAAAUGUGGGCUUCACGACUGGCUAUAGUUGUGAGCGUCAACUACGGCCUCAAGCAAAUUGUACGAACAAAUGGUACGGAUUCUCCGGAAAAUGGAGCGACGAGGGAAAAAUAAUUCUCAUUCUUGUCAUGUUUUCUGGGAGACUGAAAAAAUUCAAUAUGAAUGGAGGGAAAGCAUGGAAGCUCUUGAAGUCCACACCAAAAGCUUGUUUGCCUUUAAUUGUUUACAGUAGAAAAAACACAAUGGAGAACCAUGAGGUAACACUAUUUCAAGUUUAUCUCAAAUCCUUAUUCUUAAAACAAAUUUUGAGUAUAGUAAUGCAGGAUAAAAUCUUUUCUCAUCUUUCAAGGGUAUAAUAAAGCAGGAUUGAAUCUGGAAUC